Molecule: messenger RNA, 2483 nt
Organism: Hyalella azteca
Lineage: Eukaryota; Metazoa; Arthropoda; Malacostraca; Amphipoda; Hyalellidae
Gene: PIG-B
Product: GPI mannosyltransferase 3
Exons: 10
Coding region: 46-1680 (544 amino acids)
Biological process (GO): GPI anchor biosynthetic process
Cellular component (GO): endoplasmic reticulum membrane
Molecular function (GO): alpha-1,2-mannosyltransferase activity
Source: RefSeq, a predicted model, not a curated record
AUUCAUGCUUAUCAUGGCUAUGGUCCUUUUUGAAUAAAUAAUAUAAUGUUUCUUCAGUUUCUUUUCUUGCGUUUUCUGAGUGUAAUUUUUGUCCAGACAUAUUUUGUUCCUGAUGAAUACUGGCAGAGUUUGGAGGUUGCUCAUCGAAUGGUAUUUGGAUAUGGUUACCUGACUUGGGAGUGGCAUGAGUGCAUCAGGAGCAUCUUUUUCCCUGGGUUGUUUGCUGUCCUGUACAAGGUUCUAGCUGUGCUACGACUAGAUUAUGCUGUACUUCUGGCGAUUUUACCACGCAUUGGCUGUGCUGCACUCAUGGCUCUAAGUGAUGUAACAACUGUCAAACUUGCUGAUAAGUUGUAUGGAAAGUCAGUCCGGCGCAGCGUGUGCUUCUGCCUAUCAAGCUGCUGGUUUCUGCAGUACUGCGCAUCUCGCACCAUUUCUGGGGUGCCAGAAACUGCCGCUACUAUGUUAGCUCUUGCUUCAUAUCCUUGGAAUAAAUAUCAUGCAGUUGGGUCAUCGGUGUCAUAUCUGUGGUGGGUGGGGCUGGGAUGUGCACUACGCCCCACCACGGCUGUCAUGUUUGUGCCUUUGUUUGCUGUUCAGCUUGUGCGGUGUCAACAAAAACUGGCUCUCAUCUUCAAGGCUGUGGCUGUGACUGGUGUUGUGAGUGGCAUUGUGUGCAUCAUGGACUCCCUGUACUAUGGCCAAGCUACCUUCGUACCUUGGAAUUUCGUCAAGUUCAAUGUGCUGACUUCCUUAGCUGAUCAUUACGGAAGGCACCCAUGGCACUGGUACCUGACGACAGGGCUGCCCUCAGCCCUUGGCCCUCACACUGUCCUGCUGCUGCUCGCUGUCGCCUCCUCAUCCCGCACGCGGUCCUUGCAGCACAACCUCCUGCUCGCAAGCUCCGUCUUUACUCUUGCUGUAUACAGUAUGAUCGGUCACAAGGAAAUUCGGCUGCUGUUGCCUGUGUUGCCGCCUCUCCUGGUCAUAUGUGGCCACCAGUUGUCCCAGAUGCAGAGAUCCCACGUCAGCUCUCGGUACUACAAAUUUGGUCGGUGGGGGUUGCUGCUAUGGCUGCUGGUGCCGAGUGUUGUCUUGGUGCUCUAUUUUGGGUUGGCUCACCAACGCGGGGCUCUCACUAUCAUGUCCGAGCUCAGAGCUUUGCUGGGGAGCGCGACUGCACCGCUGGUGCUUUUCUUAACGCCCUGCCACGCCACGCCCCUCUACAGCCAUCUUCACAUACACGUGCCGGUGCGCUUCUUGACGUGCGAGCCGAACCUCAACCUCGCGCCCAGUUACGUCGACGAGUCUGAUCGCUUCUUCCAGCACCCGGACACAUGGCUGGCAGCUCACUUACCUUCUAGGAUUUCUCAUAGUGGGGAUGAAGUCAGAAAUAUCUCCAUGGAACCUCGUUAUUUGAAUUCUCAUUCGCAGGGUAAAGACAGCUUUUGUUGCAAAAAGUCCACUCUUGCGCUUUCGUAUCAGUUUCAAGCGAGAGACAUUCUGCUGCGAUAUCCGACUCACAUUGUAAUAUUUGACUCGGUCGCUGAUGCUUUGCAAGAUUUUCUACGUUGUUCAGGUUAUGAACUUUGUGCUGCAACUUUCCAUUCGUUGUUUAGGGAUAAGAACCGUGGCAAAUACAUUCAGGUGUACUGUCUGAAAGAAUCGUUAGGCCAAUAGCGGUUUCUUGUUACUGUCGCAGCACAACCAUCCAUUUCAACGCCGGUAUUAGGUAAAUGAUACACAAGUCUUGGAGCCGGAUCAUUCCAUGUUAAAUAACGUGCAAUUGUAAACCUUUAAGUAAUUGUUAUUUUCUAAAUGAUAACUGAAAAAAACUGAUUUAUUGAUCUCGUUCCCAAAACAUCUAAUUAGUUAAUCAAUACUGUUAUCUAUAUGACUAUAUUAUGUAUUUUAUAUAGUACUAGUGUUCUGGCUAUUCAAAAAUUCGUCUACGUGGCUUCAGAUGAACAUGCCCUUGAAAUUUGUGAAUAUUAAAGUUGAAUUAGUUGAUACUUUAUGUACGCAUAAUAAUCCGGGUAUUCACUUGAAAAAAUAUGCAAUGCACGCUCACUCAUAUUAUUGAACCACUAGUAUUAGUAAACUGCUACUGUAACGUUGAUAAAGGCGUUGCUAUAUUGUUAUUUACUUGCAUCUAAGUAGCUAAGAGCGAUUGGAUCUCUGAAUACAUUAAUCACGUUUAUGACAAGGCUGUACUUGCUCCCACGAUGAGGCAGGAAAAAAUCAAUGAAUUGUUACAACUGUUAAUUAGCGCCAAAAAAACUAGAAUUUGUGAAAUUCAUCAGAAUUUGUUAAAAUUACUCCCGUCUGUCUAUUUCUUUAAAAUUAGUAUUUUAACAAUUAGGAAAGAAUAAGUGAAAGUUAUAAGAUAGAAUCACAAGUUUUCAUAACCCUGAACAAUUUAAAUGCUAUUUCUUACUGUUAUAACUUAAGCCUUUUUUGUCCAAAUACAAAAUUUAUUUUUU